Molecule: messenger RNA, 7910 nt
Organism: Macrosteles quadrilineatus (aster leafhopper)
Lineage: Eukaryota; Metazoa; Arthropoda; Insecta; Hemiptera; Cicadellidae
Product: high affinity cGMP-specific 3',5'-cyclic phosphodiesterase 9A
Exons: 17
Coding region: 178-2976 (932 amino acids)
Biological process (GO): cGMP catabolic process
Molecular function (GO): 3',5'-cyclic-GMP phosphodiesterase activity
Source: RefSeq, a predicted model, not a curated record
GAUAUCCACUAACUACUGGAGAGAAGUUUCAGCAAUACAGAUGAACUAUCCUUGAGACAAGCACAUAAGAGCAUGCUGGUGUUCCGAUUGAGUUUGAGAUAAAGGAUCACAAAUGCCACCAUUGUGCAGACAAAUAACCACGUUUAACUGAAGUCGCAGCGGAAGACAUGCUGCAACAUGACGUCAGACAAUGAUGGACAAGAGAUGCUGGUAGACCAAGUGACCAUGGACCUCCAAAAACUUGAAAACCGUGUGGCCGAACUGGAGCGAACUCUCUCUGACAACUGCAAUGUGCUUCCUCCCGUCAUCCAAGAACUUAAAAGUGACGUGGAGAAGUUCCGGGAACGAUUAGAAACCACCAAACAUAUCAGCUGGCUCAGUUGCUACAAAGAUCUUCCACCGACCAACCGCAGGCUGCAGUAUCGAAGGCAGAGUGAUGCACGGCAACGACAAGUACGGGAAAAAUUUCUAAAAAUUUGUGAAGAAAGCAUCAGCGAGGAGGUCCGCCAGUGUCUCCGUCUUCCGUCCUUCGACUGCUGCGACUGGCAAGACGAGGAGAUCAUGCUGCUUCUACAGUUCAUGUUCCUCGACUUUGACUUCCCUGCUAAGUUCAACAUUGACAUGAACACACUCCGCAAUUUUCUAUUCCAAGUGUAUAAAAAUUACAACGAGGUCCCCUUCCACAACUUCAGGCAUUGUUUCUGCGUCUCACAAAUGAUGUAUGCGAUGGCUUGCAAGGUAGAUUUACCCAGCAAGAUAGGAGAUCUGGAGACCCUCAUUCUCAUCACAUCCUGUAUUUGCCACGAUCUCGACCACCCUGGCUACAACAAUAUCUAUCAGAUCAACGCAAGGACAGAGCUGGCGUUGCGGUACAACGACAUUUCCCCCCUUGAGAACCACCAUUGCUCCAUGGCUUUCCGCAUCCUAGAACUGCCAGAGUGUAACAUCUUCAGCUCCUUCACACCCGAGACAUUCCGCGUCGUCCGCGAAGGCAUCAUCCGCUGCAUCCUGGCCACAGACAUGGCGCGACACAACGAGAUACUUGCACAAUUCAAGGAAGCCGUGUCCGAUGGCUUCGAUUACACUAAUAAAACUCACGUCAAUUUGUUGACUAUGGUGCUGAUAAAGGUGGCGGACAUUUCCAACGAAGCUCGGCCGAUGGAGGUUGCUGAGCCCUGGCUAGACAAAUUGUUGCAGGAGUUUUUUGCACAAAGCAACGCAGAGAAGCAGGAAGGGCUGCCUGUUACUCCGUUCAUGGACCCACAGAAGAUUACCAAACCCUCAUCACAGUGUAGCUUCAUCGGGUUUGUUCUUCUUCCUCUCUUUGAAGCUCUGGGAGAACUGUUUCUGGAACUACAGCCAAUGAUAGUAGAACCAGUUCGAGAUGCCUUAGAAUACUACCGAAGGCUUAACGAAGCGGCCAAAGAUGAACAACGAAUGCACCGUAAGAGUAUCAUACAAGCGGACUUUGCCUCACAAUUGGAGAAUGCUAGUGCAUCUGUCCCAAGUUCCCCGACUCAGAAUGCUGGCAACAACAUGGACAUCGUCAAGUCUCACAGUGGUAACAUGAGGAAAACAUCCAUUUGUCUUUCUCAGCAUGCUGAAGAUCCUGAGGACAUGCUUGGAAGUGAAGACUUGUUGCCAGAACUGAGUGAAGAUUCGGAAGAGGAGGAAACUGUUACAGAAGUUGCUGUCAGUGAGAAGACAUUGAAGUUCAAAAUAUCAACUGAAAGCUCUAGCAGCUCUGGCCGGAAGAGUUACCCAGGAAGUCGCAAAGGGAGUCGAGAGAAAACGCAUCAACUCGCUGAACAAGAACUGGCUCGGAUGUUGAGAGAUCAGGAGAGGUCAAUCCGGAGUAGCGACAGCGGGGACAAACGGAGUUGGUCAUCUGGAGAGCAAGGAAGUGAUGAGAGAAGAUGUGGUCGGUGCGGCAACGAAGAGAAGAAAGAAACAAGAAGUAUGUCACUGGCUGACCAUGACUGGAGAAGAGACUUCAUGACAGUUCAGUUAAGCAAGAAGGCCAGAUCAACAUCAGCUGGAAGCCCGGAAGGUCUGAGAGAGUUUAGAGGCAAAGACUCCAACAGCACCAGAAGAACUUCACCCAUGAGUCCCAAAGAUACUGAUGACACCAGCCGAGAUAUCGGUAGCUUCGAGGACAGUUCGGAGGGGAAAGACAUGGAGUAUUCGUUGAAAUCUAGUUGUCUUGGAAUCAUCAAGGAGGGUUGUGUCCAAGGUGAGGAUCUAGAGGAUCCAAAGGAUGAAAUUCUCAUUGUGAUAAACGGAGGAGGGAAGAGUUCAGACAAUACCACCGUGGAAACGUCCGACAGUGAAGUUUUGAUCAGAGAAGAUUUAAAAGAUGAAGCAAAAUACUCUGAUGCUUCACCCGAUGAAAAAAGUGCUAGGAAAUCUCCCUCUAGUAUAUUGAGAAAGCUUAAAUCAAUCGGUGAGAGGUUUUCGAGGAGUUCAACAAUCGAGCUCGGUUCACCCAAAGGUUCGACUGACCGGAGCAUUUUAAUCCCUGCAUCUCCUGCUUCAUUGAAGUCGCACAAGGUGAAUGCUUCUUCCUCGGUGGAUUCGGACCGGAGAGCCAUGACUUUGCCGAAGGCUUCUCGUAAGAAAGCACAGUUGAAACGAGAGAAGGGGUGGAAGGGUUUGCUGCGGUCAAAGGUUUCUAUGGAUCAAGACGGAGAUACGAGCUCUUCCAAGGAGGAUGCGUCUUGUGACGAGGCAAGAGCAGGAACUUCCGAGAGAGUGGCUAACGGUCUCACACCUCCUGAAGAGUCUCUGGAAAGUGGCUCAGAAGAGAGAGGAUCGCACAACAACAAUCGCAGCCAAAGCAGCAAAGUUCCUGGAAGUGACGAACGAGACGAGAGUGAAUCGCCAAACAUGUCCCGAGGCCAACAUUGGAUGUCUUCCCUUGUCUCGACGUUUCGAUCCCGCAAGAGCCAGAGCAAAGAAGAAAGUGCGAAAACAUAACUUUAACGUGUCAAUACGCUUGGUACCUCUAGUCGAACAAACAGUAAUCAAUUUUAGAAUACCGUGACUCGCAAAGUCAUUUUAUAUGUGUACUAGUGUAUAUCUUCGUCCCUCGAACAAGUGAUAUUUUUAUAUAACUAUAUUUAAGUUUUUUAUGACUUGUGGCAAGUAUUAAUUUAUGUGAAGCCUUCCUCUUACUCUUUCACUACCUUGAUUGAAGCUGGCAACUUUUGACAAAAUAAGAUUUACAUUUUUUGGUAGAUUUGUAGAUUUUCUUCUGACUGGAUGAUUGAAAGAUGAAAUAUUUGUAUUAGUUCAAUAAAAUUCUGUACAGACAAUUAAAAUUGGUAGUGAACUUGCAUUAAAUCAGCAUCUUUAGCUUGUUAGCAUGAAUUCAACAGAAAAGCAUUAUUUUUCCCUGCAGCCAAAUGUUGCAGGAAUUAUGUUAGGUUCAGGUCUGACCAGAGGCUUAAAAUCAAAAUAGUUUUUAACAUUUUAUUUCAAUUUAUAUUUUAAGGUAGAGAAUGCUGGGAGUUUCAAUAAAAAUUUAAAUGGACUUUUUUCUCAAACUUUUGUAAAAAGUUGCCUGCUCAAUAAAAGGUUUGAUCGUCUUUGAAUUAAAUUAUAAAUUUAUUUCGACAACAAUUUCACUCUACCAACCAUUCCGUGUUCCCUAUCUUCAGGCUGGCUGAAUGAUGAAACAUUCUAAUAUUUUUAACAUACUGGUUAUGCAGUAAUAAUUGAACCUUGUUGAUCCAAAUAGUUUGCUUGACGUGUCAAGACUAGUCAUGGCUUUGACUAUAGUUAUAACCAGUCAUUUAAUUAACAUGUUUAAAGUUUAAAGUUGAAGCCAUUUUAAGAUUUAAAAAGUAUGUAGUUGACUAACGCCUUUGACAAAGUGAGCUGUGGCCAAUUAUUGAUGUCUGUUAUGUAACUUAGCCAACAUCAGCUUUGUGUAUACUACCAAAUCUUUUAUGUAAUAAUAAAAACAGUAGGAGUAACAGAAUUCAAACAGCAGCCCACUCUGUAAGUGAAGUGACCCAAUAUUCAAAUGUUCGAACCGAAAUUAAUUUGGAUGAACAAGGUUCGCCUGUAGUUUUCCUAGGAAACUUCACGACAAGAUAGUUUCGUCUUCAAAAGAUGAAUCAAUACCUGUAAGCCAGUUUAAAAACACUAGAACUUAUUCUAACACAUUCUAUCAAAUGUACAGAAUCGUUUCUCUAUUUCUUAACUCUUAUUGAACUGAGAUCCAUGCCUAUAUUAGCUGAUAGUUUUAUAAAUUGUUGUUGAUUAUGUAGAUUUUGUGCUGUAUAGAGUUAUGUAAGUAGUAGUGCAAUGUCGUCUAAAUGGACCAAUAUAUCUUCUUGCCAAAGUAUUUUUGUACAAACUAAACACCUUGUCAUAAGUUUUAACGAUUUUAUCGUUGAUUUUUAACUGUGGCCAACGUUUUUGUUUAUUUUUUGAUAAAUUAAUCAAAUAUUUAUUUAUGUUAUCAUAUACAUUCUUGAAUAAAAUGUUGUAUAUGAUUUUUUAUUUUAUAGGUUUCUUUUGCUUUUGUAACUGUCCCUUGAACAUCACCAGUUUAGUAUGAGAUCAUUUGGAGGUUAGUUUCAAAUUAACACGCCUCUUCAAGUUCUAAAAUGUACCAAAAAGCUAUGAUUUAUUUAUAUUCACCUGAUAAAUCAAUGUUACCUGGCUAAUUAAUAUAUGUUAUGAUUCAAUGGUUUUAACGGCAGAGGCAAAGACCUGGUUUUGAGGUAUUAAAGAACACCGUAACACUAUAUUAUUGUUGGAUAAAUUUAUUCCGUGAUUGGUAAAUCUGUUUAAACUACAAUUGAGCAAUUCAGUCAUCUAAAUCCAAACCAAUGAGUACAAACCUUUUUAAGAAGCGAAAUGCUUAUGGAGAAUAGUUAGACUGGAAUUUUGCUGCCGAAAUGAGAUUCUCGCAGCCGCCGCUACGAUCACGCACGAAUUGGUCGUGCUACUCUAUUUCUCGUUCUAAGCAGAUUCCUUGUCUCACUUUCUCUCACGCAGUCAGUGGACUUGGCCGCGCUCUCACGACAGUCUACCUAGCGGUCGCAGCAGGAACUAUCCGAAAUUCAAAUAUUCCCAGACUGAAUUUUCAACAAAGCCAGCACAUUGCACAUUUUGCAUUUUGCAUUGGCAUUUUUUUUAAGCUUCUUGUAAGUUUUGUAUUCACUGUCAAAACGCAGUAACCUAAACAUUUCAGUAGUCUAAGCAAUGAAUUCGUACAAGAACUGCGGAACGAUUACUUAUAGUUGUAUUGGAACACCAACCCAUUGGCUUAUAAAACAGUCGUCAACUCUCUCAAUUAGUUUUAUAGAAUGGAUGUAAACAAUAAAAUUUAUGACACGGAACAUAUGAGUGCCCAGUGACAAUAAGUUUAUUCUUCGCUUGACAAUCAUAGCAAAACAUGAAUCAACUUUCUGGUAUAUUCAAGUUGAGAAAACUAUUUCAUAAAACGCUUUUGAACAAUAUGGCGUCAAGAGAGGUCUUAAUCUGUUCCAACACUCUCAGAAGUUUUGUAAUAAAUUCAUAAUUUUUAGUAUCCAACAUGAUUUGAAGAUUUUUUACUACUGUUCUUCAAACCUGUUAACAACAUUUAAUCACAUUUAAAAACUAUUAUUUAUUAAAAUUAAAUCCUUACAGUACCAUAUCAUGAACCGUAGCGGCAUAUAAAAAAUAAAAUAAAACUGUUAUAUAGAUUGAUAGUAAGAUAAUGACCUAUUUUUCCAUGAACUCUGUUGUUAAAAAAAAAUUCAAUAUCUUAUCAAUGUAGGCUCUACGGUCUACACCAUAUUAUAUCAAUUCCUACCAUAUCAGUGAUCCAAUCAUAUUCCCACAUUGUGGUUAAUCGUACCAAGAUCAAUUACUAAAGUAUACAUCCUAAAGAUUAUUUUAGAUAAGACUUUAGUGUCAUUGUUAACAGUUGAUGUUAUAAAUCAAUUUAGUAAAUAUUUUUAAUAAUUGAGAGUUAUGGCAGAGGUUAGCAUUUUAAGUCUUCUAAAACAAUUUCUGUCAAUUUAAUUUUUUUAAGUACUGCCCAAUAAUGUUUCUCAGUUCAUUUUGUACUAUCAUGGACAAAUAGAAUAACUAAAGACUGUCAAAGGAAGGUUCCGGGAUGUGCCGCUAGGAGGGCUGUGUAGUAGUUACGGCGCACACCGCUACAGGCGAGGAGCCAUAUGCUACCAGCAGACUACUAAUAACUACACGGCACUCCUAGCGGUGGACGCCGGACAUAUGCUAACCGUAGCACUGCUGUAGGUCUAUAUUUAUUCUAUUUGUCUAUGGUACUAUUUAGGGAAAACCCUAUCACAGCUGUUAAAUUGAUAUUCAUAGCUCUUGUUCAGCAGGCUGUUGUCGUGUUGAUAGCUACAGAUAUUUUUUUCUGUAAUCCAUUGUUUCAAUAUUGUUUACUAAUUUUGCACGUGGACUAAAAUAUAGGACAUAAAUGAUUUGAAUCUUUUAUUAACACAUUCGAUGCGGCGGGUCCACCGGUGGACCCCGCGCGUCUCAGCUGAGGAGCGGGGGGUCCACGGGUGGGGGAGCGCCCCAUGUCAUGUUUAUUGUUUCAAUGUGAGCUCAGCCAUUGUCGGGGAACGUUGUAAUCUUUACCAGCCUGUAGCUUAUAAUGCGAGCUUUAUUCUGGUGUAGGUUGGUACAAAAAUUGCCCCUAAAAUCCCGUCUGGCAAUGCUUUUGUCCCGUUUUCAGGGAUUUUCUCAGUUUGAGCCGUAUUACAAAGACUCUGGUUAUUGAUCCAGGCAGUGCUGCUACCUUUGGGUGUUUCAGUGAACUACGUCCACUUUCGGAGUAACGCAGAACAAUCACCAGUGCUCUUUUGUGAUUCGUCUUACUGAGAUAUUUCAAUACCAAUAGCGAUCGCUGAUUCAGUUAGCGCGUCGGGGCUCCGCCCGGGCCUCGCCGCCAUUGGCGAGCGCCUGUUUAAAGGUUUCAGCAGCGAAUGUGUUAAUUGGAAGAAGAGUCUGGUCCAAUGUUUCCAAAGGAGAGACAUUAUAUAAGUUUCAUCUUCUUUCAUCUUAACUGUCUGAAUUUUAAUUUACGUUUAUAAUAUUCAUUUUUAUAUCUGGUUUUCUUUGUACCUUGUAGACUCAGAGAUCCUAAUAAUUAUUAUUAUUAUUUGGCAUAAUGUCUUGAGCAUUAAUGAGUAAUAUACAUAAUUGUAAAAUUGUUAUAGCGUGAAUAAAUAAAUAAACUGCUGUUAUAAACAGUGUUCCCUUAAAUUUUCACUUUUUGUAGCAGCGGAAUUAUCAACUGCCAUAAUUUCUCAAGUCCAACUGCCUAUAAAAGGAGUUAUCAUAUUUGAAAGAAAACCUUAUGAUUAGAAUAUUAUAAUCUUGAGUAAUAUAUUUUUAUACAUACAUUUUACGGUAAAAUGUUAAUAAGUUGUUAGAGUCCCAUUUUUGUACAAACAUUAGAGACGAAGGUGCUUUUACAAUAGUUUAAAUUUUAAUAGAUAGUAUUUCCAAGAAUGUCCUUAUAAUGUCCAGAUCUCUUCAAAAUCUUUUUUUUUUCUUUAAGAAAUGUUAUACAUAAUUACCUCUAGUUCCAUUUUGUACUAUAUUUUCUUUUUAGUUUGAAGUUUGAAAAGAAACUAAAAUAAUUUAUUUUUUAUUGUAUUGUUUCAAACAAAGAACAAGCUUUAAGUCACAGAUACCUUGAUUGUACAUUAACAUGUAUCGGAUAAUUUUAAGGUUAUAUCUGUAAAUAAACUAAGUCCUAUCGCCUCAGAAUUCUUCCGCAUUUAUUUGGAAUACCAACAUUGAAUUCUGGGUAAACUAUGCAUUUCUGGUGUCCAUCAGACCCAAUACCUGUUCAAUGUAAUUAUGGCGUCAAUGUUACUAAUAUUGUCAAAUGAGUAUUUUAUGUUUGUAGAAAUAAAUAAUCAAAUGUU